Perca flavescens (yellow perch) is the source of this 2193-nucleotide messenger RNA. RefSeq names its product solute carrier family 25 member 23a (gene slc25a23a). NCBI's taxonomy places the organism in Eukaryota, Metazoa, Chordata, Actinopteri, Perciformes, Percidae. Gene Ontology annotation, biological process: transmembrane transport. Gene Ontology annotation, molecular function: calcium ion binding. The record is from RefSeq and is a predicted model, not a curated record. Bases 319 to 1773 code for a protein of 484 amino acids. The transcript has 12 exons.
ACACACACACACACACACAUGCACGGAUCUGACACUUGGCCGUCAGCAGGCUUCACCAGCAGGAAGGCGGCUGUUUUUCUCUCGCUUCCUGCUUCUUCAACAAGAGUCUCGGGGAAAUCUACAAGACGGAGCGAUCAGUAGUGGUGAACACAGAUCCCCCUUGGACCUGCCGAAUCCAGAUGGAGUUGCUCUUUUUCUGUCAAACCCAGUGUAAGGACGGACCCGCUGGUUCGUCUUAAAUCCCGAUCCUCUGCAUCUUACCAUGGGCCGCGGCUGGGUUUGGCGAUAAACAGACCUUGACUCUGACUGGCACCAGUCAUGGGAGCCAAAUGGACUUGGUUCCCUUGGGCGCUCUGCCAGGACAGAAAAUCCCCUGGUCCGGACCAGGAGAGGGAGAAGCGCUGGGCUGAGCUCUUUGAUCAGCUGGACCUCAACAAAGAUGGACAUAUUGACAUCCUCGAACUGCGAGCAGGGCUGGCAGGCAGAGGGCUUAUUAGAGGAUCCCUGGAGAGGAUGGUGGCGGCCGGGGACACCAACAAAGAUGGGUUACUAGACUUUGAAGAGUUCACGGAGUAUCUCCGCACCCAUGAAAAAGAGCUCAAACUCAUGUUUCGUAGUCUUGACAGGAACAAUGACGGUCAGAUAGAUGCAGCGGAGAUCCAGCACUCUCUACACAACAUUGGUGUGGACAUUAGCCUCGAGGAUGCCACCAGGAUUUUGCAAAGAAUGGACAAAGACGGUACCAUGACCAUUGACUGGAAUGAGUGGCGAGACUAUUUCCUCUUUAACCCUCUCACUAACAUGGAGGACAUAGCGCGCUACUGGAAACAUUCAAUGAUGUUGGAUAUAGGUGAGCAGUUGACAGUCCCAGAUGAAUUUUCUGAGGAGGAGAAGAAGUCUGGCUAUGUGUGGCGGCAGCUGUUGGCUGGAGCCAUGGCUGGAUCUGUAUCUCGAACUGGGACUGCUCCCUUAGACCGCCUCAAAGUCUUCCGACAGGUUCAUGGUGCCAUUGAUUUUAAAGGGAAUGUGCUGAGCAGUUUUCAGUACAUGCUGAAAGAAGGAGGACCUUGGUCGCUGUGGAGGGGCAAUGGAAUCAAUGUGCUUAAGAUUGCCCCAGAAAUUGCUAUCAAGUUCACAGCUUAUGAACAGAUCAAGAAUGUGAUGCGUAGCAGAAAUGAAACCAGAAAUCUGAGGAUUCAUGAGAGGUUUGUUGCAGGCUCCUUGGCUGGAGCUACAGCUCAGACAGCCAUCUACCCAAUGGAGGUGCUGAAGACUCGUCUCACACUAAGGAAAACAGGCCAAUACUCAGGAAUAGCAGACUGUGCCAAACAGAUCCUACAGAGAGAAGGUGUCGCAGCCUUCUACAAGGGCUAUGUACCCAACCUGCUGAGUAUUGUCCCGUACGCUGGCAUUGACUUGGCUGUCUACGAGACUCUGAAGUUUUCCUGGCUGAACAGAAACCGAGGUUUAACUGACCCAGGGGUCAUGGUGCUGGUCGGCUGCGGUGCCGUUUCCAGCACCUGUGGACAGCUGGCAAGUUACCCGCUAGCACUGAUCCGCACUCGAAUGCAGGCACAAGCUUCAGUGAAGGGAGCCCCUAAACCCUCCAUGUUGGCCUUGCUUCACAACAUCGUGACCCAGGAUGGUGUGGCCGGACUUUAUCGAGGAAUUUCCCCCAACCUGCUGAAAGUCGUUCCUGCUGUCAGCAUGUCCUACGUCGUCUAUGAAUACACAAGGAUAGUCCUGGGAGUGGACAUUGAGGGUGGUCUAUAAAGGAAGCAACAGGAUUAAUAGGAGGACCGGUCAAACUUCCUGUUCCGUAAGCGACAAGAACCUAAAGUCGCUGCACACCGGUGGAGUUACAGAGUCCGGACUUUGAUUGACCUGUCUGUCAAUGGAAAGAUUACUACUAAGUAAUGCACACCAAAGGACUUUUUAUUUUACAUGAGUGGAACUACCAAAGCCAUAUCAAGAAACGUAGAAGAUUCAGGAUAACCUCUCAUGCAAAAUGCUCAUGUUUUAUAAGUGUUCCUAUUUGAAACACACAAAAGGGUCCAGUGCUACACAAUGUUUUUAGAAACUCUAUGUGCACAAUGUGCAGGUUUAACACUAUGAUAAAGAGUUCAUGUUUUCUCUCUCAAUAAUGAAACACUAAGAAAUGAGAUUUAAUGCCAAUAAACAUUUUUGAUGUGA